This is a messenger RNA of Exophiala aquamarina CBS 119918, 1140 nucleotides long. RefSeq lists its product as uncharacterized. Lineage: Eukaryota; Fungi; Ascomycota; Eurotiomycetes; Chaetothyriales; Herpotrichiellaceae. Bases 1 to 1140 code for a protein of 379 amino acids. The transcript is spliced from 2 exons. The record is from RefSeq and is a predicted model, not a curated record.
AUGUACCGAAACCUACCAAUAGCUCUGCUAUUUUUAAGCUCCACUGUUCUUCAAUCACACACUUGGGCAAAACCCCUGCCGUCUAAUGGUGCGCUCUUCGACCAUGAGCCUCGAUUCAGUGAAUCAAGCCGCGCCGUCUCCGUCGUCUAUCCCCGUCUCAGUCAACCAAGCACGGCUCCAAAAGUCAAAGCUCCAACUCGACUCCGUAGGGCCGCGCCCACGUGGGAAAAGUACACUGUUAACGCAGGAGAUACCGCGUGGAGUAUUGCCGUUUCUCAUGGUAUCACUCUUGAGGAACUACAGGCUGCAAACCCACAUGUGCCAAAUUGGGAUGAGAUUGAGAUUGGACAAGUCUUGAACCUUCCUUCGCCUGAUUCUGGUGAUGGCGGUCAUCCAAGCACACCUUCUACGAACCCAGCCUCUGGUUUCUCACAAGUUACCGAUUCUUUGGCAGUUCAUAACUUCAAUCCAGAUGAAGGUUCUCAGCUGCUAGUUGAUUUUUACAGAACCUAUCAAGGGGAUGGCUCACUACAAUCAGGCUGGCCGGCAAAGUCACAGUGGUUGUCGUUCAACAGGAUGUGGGAUCAUGUGCAGUCUGGACUAGGAGAGUUCUGCGUAGGUGGUGUGCAAAGUACCACCGCACAGGAGAAGCAAGAUAUACGGGACUCCAUACUGAACGUUUCAGCUGACGCCUUGAUCGACCCACGAUUCGUCCUCGCCGUCGUCUUGCAAGAGUCAAAUGGCUGUGUCAGGGUUAGGGCCACAACCUCUUCCGAUGGAAUCCACAACCCGGGUGUCAUGCAGACAUCGAACGGUAUAGGGUCAUGUAAUGAUGGCGCGGCAAUCUCUCCAUGCCCUCGCUCUGAAAUUCACCAGAUGAUCCUGGACGGCGUGCGACUGGGCGACAAUAACCUGGUCAAAGCUCUCAAUGAAGCAGGCUCCAUACCAGGUCUAGGGCAGGCGGAGGAGGCUCAGGCAUUCUAUCGUGCUGCCAGAAUGUACAACUCGGGAUUCUUCAGCUUUACUGACGGUGCUGAUCUUGCCCAGAAAGGUGCAAUUGAAUGUUAUUCGAGCGAUAUUGGGAAUCGCUUGCUUGGGUGGUACUUCGCAGACUACAGCUGCUUCCUCAACCAGGAUUGA